AUGGAGUCAAAACUUCAUAUCCCCUAUCAACUUCUCACUGCUCUCUACAAAAUAUCAAAAAACCCACUCAACUACACCCCUGGGACGGUCUUCUUUUCCGAGAUCCCUGGGAGGUUCACGAGUUUCCCAGGACCAGUUCGAGUUUCCCAGGGUUUCAUAUUUUCCCGGGAGUUUCGUGUCACGAUACACACCACUCACUCUGCUCCUCUACACCGGGAAAACAGAAAAGUUCCGAUCAAUGAAUGA
Pieris macdunnoughi is the source of this 246-nucleotide messenger RNA. The record is from the annotation of a GenBank genome assembly. NCBI's taxonomy places the organism in Eukaryota, Metazoa, Arthropoda, Insecta, Lepidoptera, Pieridae.